AUCCAACUCAAUGUACAGCAAACGUCUGAUGCAAUCAAAUACUCAUUGCAUUCAUUAGUAUUGAUUAUAUUUGUUAUAAUAAUUGGCAAUCAAUUGAAUUCUUGUGGAAAUGAAUCCAAAACCCAAAUCAGAUGAAAGUGUGGCCAAAGGGGGCAAAGAGAUGACUGAAGAGCAGAGAAACAAAGCGCUACUCAAAGCCCAACGAAAGGCUCAAUUUGAAAUGCAAUUCAAAGACAAACUGAAGAUCACCGCCAAAGAUGUGGAAACUAAGAGUAAAUCUGAGCUAAAGGCCGAACGAAGAGCCAAACAAGAGGUGCAAAGAAUGGCAAAGCAAUCAAAUGAUCCAAAAAGUGAUGCAAAGAGUCACGAGAAGCAGAGUUUAAAUGUCACUAAAAAGAGUCCAAAUAUCGACAAACAAUCGGUUAAAUCAGAUGAAAGGGACACUAAAAGUGGUGACAAACCCAUUGAGAGCACCACUAAAGACGUGAAUGGAGUUAAGGAAACAGUUAAGGAGACAAAGAAAUUGAGUUCAACUGCAGUGACCACGACAUCAACGGCGAGUCAGCCAUCUCUUGUAAAAAGGGGUCAAAUCUUCGCACACAUCCCGAAGCGAACUAAAGAUCUGAACCAAUUGAGUGAUGAAUCGACUUCUAGUGAUAUCCACCCGAUUGUCAUUCAGAUUGGAUUCCAGAUCAAUAAAAAUCUCAUCUGUGGCUCAAAUUCAAGAUGUGUUGCAAUGCUGUUAGCCUUCAAGAAAGUGGUCGAAGACUAUACGACUCCUCCCUCUAAGGAAUUGACCCGAGAUUUAGAGUCUCUCAUCGAUUCGUACGUUAAGUUUUUGGCCAAAUGUCGUCCCCUUUCCAUAAGUAUGACAAAUGCCGUGAAAUUUCUGAAGCAAACGUUUUCCCGAAUUCCGGCCCAAACUAACGACUCGACAGCAAAGACUCAGUUAUGCGAAGCCAUCGAUGACUUCAUUUAUGACGAAGUGAUUUGCGCGCAAAGAGGUAUCGCUGAGUUGGCCAUCACUAAAGUGAAGGACUCGGAUGUUAUCUUAACGUUUGGCUGCUCUUUGAUUGUUAAACAUGUCUUAUAUAAUGCCAUCAAAAAAGGAAAACACUUUCGAGUGGUUGUCGUCGACUCGAGACCUCGUUUUGACGGCAAAGAAAUGCUUAAGUUUUUGCUCAAACAUAAUAUUCCCGUCAUUUACAUCUACAUAAAUGCCAUCUCAUACGUGAUGAAAGAGGUGACCAAAGUAUUACUGGGCGCCCACUCCCUUCUGGCCAACGGGUAUGUCAUGUCACACAUCGGCAGCUCUCAGAUAGCACUGGUCGCACAGGCCUUCAAUGUUCCCGUUCUUGUCUGUUGCGAGACAUACAAGUUCUCUGAACGCGUCCACACCGACAGCUUUGUCUACAAUGAAAUCGGUGAUUCGACAGAUCUCUUGAAUUCAUUGUCCACUUCAAGUAAAUCUCAAAUCGACGCCAAUAAUAAAGACCUCAGCUUUUUGGACCUUCUCUAUGACGUAACUCCACACGAAUUAGUAUCAGUAGUGAUCACCGAAAAGGGUGUCCUUCCCUGUACUUCCGCACCCGCUGUGCUUAGGGUUAGGGAAACCAAAUAGUGUCUCAUAUUUAUUAAUAUUUUGCUAACAAUUUAUUUUUAAAUUUAAUAAAAGUAUUUCACUUAACUGUCCAAUUAGUCUAUUGUGGUAAUUGAUAAAAUUACAUACAUUUCCACUC
Molecule: messenger RNA, 1739 nt
Organism: Oppiella nova
Lineage: Eukaryota; Metazoa; Arthropoda; Arachnida; Sarcoptiformes; Oppiidae
Source: the annotation of a GenBank genome assembly